CUUGACGUGAGCUAAACUUAGAGGGAUGCCCGAGGCGCCGCGACCGGCCACGGCCGUCAUCUAUGCAAGCCAGAGCGGCGACGCGGCGCAAAUGGCCCUCGAGCGCAGCGUCGUGCACAUGAUCAUCGAGCGCGAGACGUGCCUCGAGGCGCUGCUGCAAGUGACGCCCCACUUCCGCGACCCCCAUAGCAAGGUGCGACCGUGGAAGGUCAUCGCCAACCUCACGCUGCAGUACCGGCGCGCGUCCAUUGACGUCGUCGAGGGCAUUCUGCAGUGGCGAGCGCUCUUGGGCGCGCCCCGGCAGGCCUUUUUGUGGAAGCAGACCAACUACUUGAAAAAGAUGAUCGACGACACGGCGAGUUUCGCCCAAGUGCCAGAAAUGUUUCGCGACAACCACGGCGACCUCGCACUCAACCCCUUCCUAUCGCCCUUCGCGCUCACCGACGCCCUCUUUGGCCUCGACGAGCCGGCGAUGCUCGCCAAGGCGCGGCUCGCGGGCAGCGAAAUCGGCGGCAUCGACAUGGACCGUAUCUGCCGCGCGUCCAAGCUGCUCUUGGGCGAAGGCGUCGUGCGGACGAAAGCCGAGACGCCGACGAAGGACGAGCCGCCUAGCACCCCUCGGACGCCAAAAUCCCAGGCGGUGACGCCGCCAGUCGAAGCGCCCGACCUCGCGCCGCACGACAAGCUCAUGCUCAUGAAGCUGCACCUGGACCACGGCAGGGCCAAGCUGCAUGCGCUCGAACAAGAUCGCGCGACCCUCUCGGAGCGCAUGACCGAGAUCACGGCCAAGCUCGAGGCCACGACGCUGCCGAGCAAGGUGCGCGUGCUCCAAACCAACCUCGGCACGCUCAACAACAGCCUCCGAGCGGUCUCGGGCGAGAUCUUCCAGCGGCGCAACGAGCUCGCGCGCCAAGAAGCGACGUACCGGCUCCAAGCCAGCAAGGCCAAGCGACCGCGGCCGCAGAUUCCCGACGAGCUCCACCAAGUGCUCGUCGCGGCCCUCGCGCGUCGCGAGCCCGAGCCAGCAGCACUCGCGCUCGACGCGAUGAACGAAGCACAGGUCUUUGCCUUUGUCAAGGACCUCGGUCUCGACGCGUGUGCGGAGAAGCUCAAGGCAAUGGGCAUUGAUGGGCCGCUCCUGGCCGUAAGCACCGACCAGGACCUUCAAGAGCUCGGCAUCGAGGUGCGACUCCAUCGCGUGAAAAUUUUGCGCGAAGUCGAAAAGCGGCUCAAGGACGGGCAGUAGCGUUUCAUACCCUACCCCUGGGACCAUAACCUACCCCUGUCGACUGGCGUUGGAAGCAUGUGUCUCGAUGUUAUAACACUAGGGAACCGUAUGGUCGGGCGUCGUGCUACGUGCCCUCUUUUCGGUUGUGUGCAUGGAAUAAAAGUACUAGGGUCCUUCUCGCCUCGACGUCCCUCCUCCA
Messenger RNA from Saprolegnia parasitica CBS 223.65, 1427 nucleotides. RefSeq lists its product as hypothetical. Gene Ontology annotation, molecular function: protein binding. The transcript has 4 exons. The record is from RefSeq and is a predicted model, not a curated record. The coding region runs from base 26 to 1246 and encodes 406 amino acids. Lineage: Eukaryota; Oomycota; Saprolegniomycetes; Saprolegniales; Saprolegniaceae.